Messenger RNA from Paraglomus occultum, 291 nucleotides. NCBI's taxonomy places the organism in Eukaryota, Fungi, Glomeromycota, Glomeromycetes, Paraglomerales, Paraglomeraceae. The record is from the annotation of a GenBank genome assembly.
AUGUCGACUUCCCAAGUACGACCGCCAACACCUCUUUCUGAAUAUGGACCCUCACUUACACCUCCGACUGCUGAAGAAAUUAAUCUACGCUACUUAUCUGUAGAAUCAAGUGAGAAUACUGGUCCUCUGCUAGUACGCAUGUCAGAGAAUGCUAUUGCUACUACGGAAACAGAAGAACCAGACAGCGACACCUGUGUCUCGCCAUGUGACCUCAUAAGUGUUUAUUUGGUUCUUAUUGUCAAUGCUACGUUGAUGUCAGCUGUAAUAAUAACAUUGAUUCAACUAAUAAUG